Dipodomys spectabilis (banner-tailed kangaroo rat) is the source of this 3887-nucleotide messenger RNA. It is a transcript of the gene Zc3h18, whose product is annotated as zinc finger CCCH-type containing 18. Gene Ontology annotation, molecular function: metal ion binding. NCBI's taxonomy places the organism in Eukaryota, Metazoa, Chordata, Mammalia, Rodentia, Heteromyidae. The transcript is spliced from 20 exons. The record is from RefSeq and is a predicted model, not a curated record. The coding region runs from base 331 to 3270 and encodes 979 amino acids.
GAUGACGUCGCACAAUGGCCGGCCCCCGCGGGUAGUGGAGCCCGUUUGUUCCGCCCGCGUCGCCCCUGUAGCCGGAGCCUGUGAGAAGCGGAAGGGCCGAGGGACGCCCCGCCCGCGCCGCCGCGAUUCCAGCGGAGCCGCGGCCCGGUCUCCGGCCUCGCGCUGAGCUACUCAGGAGGCUGAGACCUGGAGGAUCACAGUUUGAAGCCAGCCCAAGAGGAAAAUUCUGCAAGACUCUUAUCCCCAGUCAACCAGCAAAAUUCUGAACUGGAAGUUUAGCUCUAAUUGUUGAGCACCAACCGUGAGCAAGAAACACAGAACUGGGUACCGAUGGAUGUGGCCGAGAGCCCUGAACGGGACCCUCACUCCCCAGAGGAAGAAGAAGAACAGCGGGCACUCUCAGAUGAUGACAUACUGAGGGAGAGCGGCUCUGACCAGGACUUGGACGGGACAGGGGGGAGGGCUUCUGAUUUGGAGGAUGAGGAGAACGUGGCCAGGGUACAGAGCCAGGAAGGGGAGAACCGCUCCGACGAGGAGGACCGAGCCAGUGAGCCCAAGUCCCAGGACCCAGACUCUGAGGCUCAUGAGUUAAACAGGGGCCCACCGGGUUCUCCAUGUGAGGAGGAGGCAGAUGAUGGCGAGGAAGACCAGACAAGUGAUCUCAGGGACGAAGCCUCCUCUGUGACCAGGGAGCUGGAUGAGCACGAGCUGGACUAUGAUGAGGAGGUCCCCGAAGAGCCGGCUCCCACUACCCAGGAUGAUGAGACCGAGAAGGCCGGGGCCGAGGAGGAUGAGGAAAAGGGGGAUGGUGCUCCUGGGGAGGAGGCCAAGCCUGGCGUCCAAAACGUGGGAGAAAAGGAACCUCCCACGGAAGCUGCCAAGGAGAAAAAAAAAGAGGACGACGAUGGGGAGAUUGACGACGGGGAGAUAGAUGAUGACGACCUUGAAGAAGGCGAAGUGAAGGACCCCAGUGACAGGAAGGUGAGGCCUCGCCCCACAUGCCGAUUCUUCAUGAAAGGUGUUGUGACACCACUGUUCACUCCUCUUCCACCAAUACCAAAUUCCAUACCACUCAGAGGCCAGGUUAAAGGGAACUGCACCUGGGGAAUGAAUUGUAGGUUUAUACACCCUGGAGUGAAUGACAAGGGAAACUACUCUCUAAUCACCAAAGCAGACCCAUUCCCACCUAACGGUGCCCCACCUCUUGGACCUCAUCCACUGAUGCCUGCCAAUCCUUGGGGUGGACCAGUAGUUGAUGAAAUUUUGCCUCCACCUCCUCCAGAACCCCCAACAGAGAGCGCCUGGGAGCGAGGACUCCGGCAUGCAAAAGAGGUUUUAAAAAAAGCAACCAUUCGGAAAGAACAGGAGCCUGAUUUUGAAGAGAAAAGGUUCACGGUGACCAUUGGUGAAGAUGAACGGGAAUUUGACAAAGAAAAUGAAGUUUUCCGAGACUGGAAUUCUCGGGUUCCAAGAGAUGUCAGAGAUAGCGAACUUGAGCCUUAUGCGGAUCCUUACUAUGACUAUGAAAUAGAGCGGUUCUGGCGCGGUGGACAGUACGAGAAUUUCAGGGUACAAUAUACAGAAACAGAGCCGUAUCAUAAUUACCGCGAAAGGGAGAGGGAGCGUGAGCGAGAGAACAGACAGCGUGAGCGGGAGCGCGACCGGGAGCGCGACCGGGAGCGGGAGCGGCGGCAGCGGGAGCGCGAGCGCGAACGGGAGCGCGAGCGGGACAAAGAGCGGCAGCGCAGGAAGGAGGAGUGGGAGAGAGAGCGAGCCAAGCGGGACGAGAAGGACCGGCCGCACCGCGAGCGGGACCGGGACAAGGAGCGGGAGAAGGAGAAGGAGAAGCCGAAGCCGCGCUCCCCACAGCCGCCGAGCCGCCAAGCUGAGCCACCAAAGAAGGAGGCCACCUCUGUCGGGCCCCAGGUGAAGCGAGCUGAUGAGUGGAAGGACCCCUGGCGCCGAUCCAAGUCUCCAAAAAAGAAACUCGGGGUGUCAGUCUCCCCAAGCCGGGCACGCAGGCGUCGAAAAACCUCGGCCUCAUCAGCCUCUGCCUCCAAUUCCUCCAGGUCAUCGUCUCGGUCGUCGUCCUACUCUGGCUCUGGCUCAUCCCGGUCCCGGUCCCGGUCCUCAUCCUACAGCUCCUACUCGAGCCGCUCUUCCAGACACAGCUCCUUCUCAGGCAGCCGUUCCAGAUCCCGGUCCUUCUCCUCGUCCCCGUCCCCAUCCCCCACGCCCUCCCCGCAUAGACUGCCCGCACGAGCCAAGGGGGAGCCAGCCCCGCCACCAGGGAAAGCAGGAGAGAAAUCCAUGAAGAAGCCAGCCCCGACCCCCGCGCCACCACAGCCUCCCAAAGCCACUGCUCCCGCCCCCGAACCUGCCAAGCCAGGAGACCCCCGGGAGGCCAGAAGGAAGGAGCGGCAAACCAGGACGCCCCCCAGGAGGCAUACACUGAGCGGCAGUGGGAGUGGCAGCGGCAGCAGCUACAGCGGUUCCAGUUCCCGAUCCAGGUCCCUGAGCGUGAGCAGCGUCUCCUCGGUGUCCAGCGCCACCUCCAGCAGCAGCUCCGUGCACAGCGUGGAUUCGGAGGACAUGUAUGCGGACCUGGCCAGCCCCGUGUCCUCGGCCAGCUCCCGCUCCCCCACCCCUGCCCAGACCAAGAAGGAGAGAGGGAAAUCAAAGAAAGAAGAUGGCGUCAAGGAGGAGAAGCGGAGGAGGGACGCGUCUGCACAGCCGCCCAAGUCCUCGAAGCCCGUGGCCGGGGGGAAGUCCUCGCAGCAGCCCUCGGCCGGGCAGCAGGCGCCCCCCGGGCAGCCUCAGCAGGGCUCGUUCGUUGCCCACAAGGAGAUCAAGCUGACACUGCUGAACAAGGCGGCUGACAAAGGAAGCCGGAAGCGGUACGAGCCCUCAGACAAGGACCGGCAGAGCCCCCCAGCCAAGCGGGCCACCCUCUCUCCAGAGCGAGGUUCUCGGGACCGGAAGUCUGGGGGGAGGCCGGGCUCUCCAAAGCCCGAGCGGCCGAGAAGCCAGAACUCCAAAGCCCCUGGAGCCCUGGCGGACAGGAAACGCCAGCCGUCUCCGCAGUCCAAGAGCUCCAGCAAGGUCACCAGUGUGCCUGGCAAAGCCACGGACGCCGCCGCUGCCCCCACCGCCAGCACCAAGUCCGGGAAGGCCAGCACGCUGUCGAGGCGCGAGGAGCUGCUCAAGCAGCUCAAGGCGGUGGAGGACGCCAUCGCACGCAAGCGCGCCAAGAUCCCGGGGAAAGUGUAGCAGGCCACCCAGCCCCGCUAGACUCUCAUGAGCUUUUAUAAAUAGGGUAAGCGCAGCCAUUUUGGAUUUUGCAGUUAAUGUCUUAUUUUGGCUGUGAUUCUUUUUAAAAAUUAAAAAAGAAAAAAAAAGUUUCUCAGCUGGAAAAGAAGCCACACAGGAGAUGAAGAUGACCCCCGCAGGACUGCACGGCCCGCCCUUCCAGAGCGGCCCGGCAGACGCCGCCCGGCUUUAUGUAGAUCAUGAGUCCCUGACACUGCCUCCCUCCUGCAGCAGCCUCCCUGGCCAUGUGUCUGUCUCCCUGUGGAGACUUCUGGAAGCGGAAUCCAAAUGGACUGUUGGCAGCAUCUUCCCUUCCACCACCAAUCAGAAGUAUGUGUGUGUGUGUGUGUGUGUAUAUAUACACACACACACACAUAUAUAUAUACAUAUUCUCGACUAAGGCCUGAUUGGGAAAUACUUCCUGUCUUUUAAGUAUCAAAUUGUUUUAGUUGAUUUAAAAACGAAAAAAACAGAAGACCAAAAAAAAAAAACCCACGCCAAGGGUAUUGUUGGGGCGUCUGUCUAAUGUGGAGGGUCUUUUUUGAGGGAUCUCCUAAAAUAAAAUAUUUUGAUAAGCA